AUGGUCGAUAUGGAGAGCCACUACCAUCCCCCUUCGCCCCUGGAGGACUCUGUGAUGGGCAGCCCCCUGUGCGCCGAUGACGACUUCAUAGGCAGCAUGGAGGAGCUCCAGGACAUUUCCCAGUCCAUCAACAGCAGCGCCCUCAGCUCCUUUGAUGUCCCCGAAUAUCAGUCCUCUAGUAAUGGUUCUGAAGGUUCCACUGUUCUAGAUGCCCUAACACCAGCAUCCAGCCCGUCGUCAGUUGUUUAUGGUGUGGCAGCAGGCCAAGACGACUUCUCAUCUUCCUCCUCAUUGCUCAGCCUGGAGUGUCGAGUUUGUGCUGACCGCGCCUCGGGCUAUCACUAUGGAGUCCACGCCUGCGAGGGCUGCAAGGGUUUUUUCCGACGGACCAUCCGUCUGAAGCUGGAGUAUGACAAAUGUGAGCGUCGCUGCAAGAUCCAAAAGAAAAACCGCAACAAGUGCCAACACUGCCGCUUCCAGAAGUGCCUGUCGGUGGGCAUGUCCCACAAUGCCAUCCGUUUUGGCCGGAUGCCCCAGUCAGAGAAGCUAAAGCUGAAGGCGGAGAUGGUAACGGGAGACAGGGAGGUGGUAAACCCCCAGCUUGCCGACCAGAAGACACUUGCCAGGCAGAUAUACGAGGCCUACCUCAAGAACUUCAACAUGAACAAGGCCAAGGCUCGAACCAUUCUAACCGGCAAGACCUGUACCCCUCCUUUCGUCAUCCAUGACAUGGAGACCCUCCAGCUGGCAGAGCAGACACUGGUGGCAAAGAUGGUCGGCUCAGCAGGAGCGUUGAAGGACAGGGAGGCAGAAGUUCGGAUUUUCCACUGCUGCCAGUGCACGUCGGUAGAAACAGUCACUGAGCUCACAGAGUUUGCAAAGUCCGUCCCUGGGUUCUCAAGCCUGGACCUAAACGAUCAGGUGACUCUUUUGAAAUAUGGCGUGUACGAAGCCCUCUUCGCCAUGCUUGCCUCCAGUAUGAACAAAGAUGGGCUUCUUGUAGCGUACGGCUCAGGCUUCAUCACCCGGGAAUUCCUCAAGAGCUUGCGGCGGCCAUUCAGUGAUAUGAUGGAGCCAAAGUUCCAGUUUGCAAUGAAGUUUAAUGGGCUGGAGCUAGAUGACAGUGACCUGUCUCUGUUUGUGGCUGCUAUCAUCUGCUGUGGAGACCGACCAGGACUGGUGAAUGUGGCGCACAUUGAGGGAAUGCAGGAGAGUAUUGUGCAAGUACUACAGCUCCAUCUGCUGGCUAAUCACCCCGACGACAGUUUCCUCUUCCCCAAGCUGCUGCAGAAACUGGCUGACCUGCGGCAGCUAGUCACUGAGCAUGCACAGCUGGUGCAGGAGAUCAAAAAGACAGAGGACACCUCACUGCACCCACUCCUGCAGGAGAUCUACAGAGACAUGUACUGAGGGUUAUGGAGGAAUAACCAGGAGAGGCACUCUGCAAACCUAUUUUUCAGGGACAGAAGAAUCCUCCUAUAAGCUAGGUCAAACCACUUAAACCCCGCUAAUGCAGCAAGAGUUUGCUUUGGCUUCUGGUCAGCACAACAGGUCCACUUUAGGCCCUGGCAAGGGGCUGCUGAUCCUCUUGGUUUGACACAGUGCUCUCCGCUCCAUUGUGUGGACCUUCAUAGGCAGAAAAGUGAUGUAUGCAAAGAUGUGAUCUGCAUUUGAUUGAGCCCCUACCUAGUAGUAGUGUAUGCAAUCUCUGACCAAACUCUUGGAUAAAAACACUAAAUGCUGAUUUGAAGUCUGUGCUGUGACCUCCAUGGUUAUUUUUAUCCAGACCCUAACAAGCCCUAAAAUGAGGAAGGAAAGUGAACUUUAUAGUCGCCACUCCAGCAGUAUGUUUGAAAGUUUUUUUAUUCUGAUGUCAAAGAGCAAAGAGCCAUAUAUCUUCACAGCUAACAACACUCAUAUUACUUCAGUGGCAGCAGCAACAUUGAGACAAAUAAGAUACAGUUUUCAUGCAAGGCAGCUUCUGCCAAACUGGCUGUCAAUAAAUGGUGGUGAUGGUUGGAGACACAACUGUGAUGCCACCAGGAUACUGAACAUAAUCAUUUAUUUGUACUGUAAGUCUCCUAAGCCAUACUUUGUUUAUAAUGGAAAUCAUCAAUGACUUUUAAUACGCCUUUCUCUUCCUAACAAGACAACAUCAAGACUUUUAUGGAUUGUCAUUAUGCAUCACUCAACCACAAACUGUAACAAUAAAAUGUAAAAAUAACUGCAAUAGUAUUUCUAGGCUUAAGAAAAAGGAAGCAAAAUUUUAUGGUGUUUAAGAAAAUCUGAAUUUUUUAAGACACACAUCAUAAUCAUCAUAAUCACAGGCACAUAUUCACUGUGUACAUACAAUACAAAGCACAUCUCAAGCACGGACAUGCCUGUGAUAUGUUAAUAUGACACUAUUUUGUACUGGAUCUAAAUGCCUUUUUCACAAAACACAUGCUCAGAUUUGGCACUCCAUCCUGUUUUGUGUCCUGGUACUCAAGGGCUAACACCAAGAUAAACCGCAUUACAACCUUAAUACAGACAGACUUAAAGUGGAUUGGCUAGAAAUGAAUUCAUCUGUUUCUUUAUUUCUCACUCAGUGAAGCCUUGUUCCUAAAAAUUACUUUUUUCCCCUCUUUCGAUUGGUCAUUUUGUGUCUCUUCUCUUUCUCUCAUCAGUCUGUUUUGCCUUCUGUUGUAUUUCACUGGCUGUGUUUAGUUCUCAUGAUGCAUGCAGUUGAUUAAGAUUCAGGGGUCUAAUGUGCACAUUAUUUAUACAAUGGUAAAAGAAAAGCAUUGUUCUUUUUUUUUUUUUUCCAUAGAAAAUCAUAAUGGUAUUGCCUCAUAACCAAUACAUUUUCAUCAUAAGAAAAUUUUCAUUUUGGGUGAAAUGGUUCUGUUUGGCUCUUGUAGUUUCUCUAAAAUUCUUGGCAAACUGUCAAAAUCAAGAGACAAUAGCAAACACAAGCAUGUGGCUGUCGGCACUUAUUUCUUACUGCACUUAUUUGAUGAGUAAGAUACAGACAUUUUUAACAGUUAGUCAAGUGUCUGGUGAUGGAUGAAGACCAAAUACAUUUCCACAUGGUAUCCUUUACAUGCUUUGUCAUUUAACUAUGAUGAUAAUGGUGCAUGUGCACUCCUUUAUUUUGGUGUAUUACUGCCUAUAGUAUAAAAUGAACUAUCCAUGAAAUGAACCUACAUGGAAGGCCUACCACCUGCCCCACAUAUCUGCUUCUCCAACCACAAUCUCCUAAAAAUGUCAUGAAUGAAUUGAAUUGAAUUACUGACUUCAGUCACAAGAAAUGGACCUUGUGUUUAUAAUUACAUCACAUUGUAUAAACAGAGUGUACUGUACAUAGCUGUAAUGAUCACAUUGACCACUUGACCACAACGACCCAAUAUUGACCCAACUUUGAACUCAUGAGGUAUACAAGGUACUAAUGAUGGUCAACUUUUGUAUUCCUCUGUUGGUAAAUUUUUUUUAAAUGUUUGAAAUUUUACAGUAAAUGUAGUUAUGUACUGUAUGUUCUUUUUGCUUAAAUGCCACAUACUUGUGUUAUAAUUGAAUUGGAUAUUUUUAUACUAAAGUAUGUGUGAAUGACUAAAUUGAAAAAUUGUGUAUCUGAAAUGAAAAGAUUGAAUACUGUAGUGUAAAUAGACUUAAGGGUAACAGGCAACUGGUAAUCUGAAUAUCCAUAUAUCUGAAUCAUGUUGGGGUCAUUCCUUUUGUUAAUUGCUAUUUUUAGAUACAGAACCAUCAAUGCUGCAGAAUGCAUUCAGUUCAACUGAACUGUAUUUCCUUAUCUGUUAAAUUAUGCUAUUAUGAUUUAAACUGAAAGCACUCGUGGGCUGUGCAGGGCUGUACUAGCUCACAACUCUGGGUAGUUGAUUAACACUUGACCUUUUGGAUACAGUGAAAACUACAUAUAUCAUUUGAAAGCUACAGGUCAGCACUGAUCAAUACUGGUGUACUCUUUUUAUACUCUGUUCUCAGGUUGCAAAUGGGUAAUAUAUGCACAGACUUUCAUCAGAAAUCAUCUAUAUUUGCCUCCUCUUGCUUAACAAACCAUCCUGUAUUUUUGACACAUCACGGCUCUGUUGAUUAAAAAAAGAAACUGAAUGCAGUCAUAAUUUGCCAUCACAUCACAUGUUAUUAAAGUAAAGAAGAUGCAGUAAUGAAAAUGCAGUGCAUAUUGUUUUAUAAUCCUGUUUCUGUCACUCUCCUCACACGCUGCUAAUUUGUACUAACUCACCAAACAUUUCUUUUGCCAUAAAUAGAUUACUGACCUUCAAGCUGCCUUUACUUACUUAUUAUAUCUUCUCACAGAAUGUCAGUCCCACAUGCAGAAUUAAUUUAAUGCAGCUUGGUUCUUCCCUUUGCAGGUGUGCUUUAGGAUUAACCACAAAUAAUCUGUGCCUUAGCAUGUGCCCAUGCCAUAAAACACUAGAUUGAGAAAAACACUUGACUUGUACGCACACACAGUUGUAAACCAUUUGUGCCAUCAGCCAGAAUUGGUGGUUUGUGACACAAUAGGGCCACACAGACAGGAAAUGACAUCACAGCAGAUUUAGAAAAUUAUUCUAUGUACAGCAAGAGAGAGGCUCAAAAAGUGCUAUCGAGGCUUCAUUUUACUGUACAGAACAGUAACAAUGAAUGAUUUGCUUUACAAACGACAGACAUUUAAACACUAAACACAAAAUGGUUGGAACACUAGAGCCAGGCCCUAGAAUAGUCAUGUAAAUAAGUGAUGUCAGCUUAUCCUUAGGAAUGUCUUAUUUAUGUUGAAUUGACAAGGGACAUUUUAACUUGUAUCAGGGAAACCUAGUCUUCCUUUGUUGAACUAGCUCAGGACAAAGAAAGAUAUUGUUCCUCUCUAUCUCAAUCUCUUUGAAUGAGUUUAUAGUACUCUGCCUUACAGCACACAAACACCAACAAUAUCUAUUAAUAUGACCUUGUAUUUUUAUUUUCCAAAACUAACAGAAAAAUGUUACCAGAGGGCAGCAGUCAUAAGAAUUAAGUAUAUGAUUUUUUUCUUCUUCUUUUGUUUGUUUUUGUUGCUAUAGUGUCGUGCAAAGAGACAACAGAGACUGUCUUUGGAUGUGUUGAUAAUGUGUACUGUGGCUUGGUAACAAUACUGUAUAUGUUUGAUGAAUGUAUAUCUAGUCAUUUAAACAAUGGAACAAGUUGAAAUUGAAUGGAUUUCAAAAUAAAAUGAAUUAAAAAUCCACAUUUUA
This is a messenger RNA of Micropterus salmoides (largemouth bass), 5222 nucleotides long. RefSeq names its product peroxisome proliferator-activated receptor alpha b (gene pparab). Gene Ontology annotation, biological process: cell differentiation; positive regulation of transcription by RNA polymerase II; negative regulation of inflammatory response. Gene Ontology annotation, molecular function: nuclear receptor activity; RNA polymerase II cis-regulatory region sequence-specific DNA binding; zinc ion binding. Bases 1 to 1410 code for a protein of 469 amino acids. The transcript has 6 exons. Gene Ontology annotation, cellular component: nucleus. The record is from RefSeq and is a predicted model, not a curated record. NCBI's taxonomy places the organism in Eukaryota, Metazoa, Chordata, Actinopteri, Centrarchiformes, Centrarchidae.